Molecule: messenger RNA, 516 nt
Organism: Nicotiana tabacum (common tobacco)
Lineage: Eukaryota; Viridiplantae; Streptophyta; Magnoliopsida; Solanales; Solanaceae
Source: RefSeq, a predicted model, not a curated record
AUGAGUCCUCCUCUUCCUCGCCAUCCUCUUCCUCAUCCUCCUCAGUCGACUUCAUUGCCAUAUACCAUGUUCACUAUCCUCCAUGCAUCUAAUAAUUUAGUUCAAUAUUAUUAUAUGCCUACCAAAGAAAGUCAAAGUAACACUGUUUUUAACUUUAUACCCACACCUUCUAUACCAUCUUCUUCACCGGACUUUCAUGGUAAUCAGCAUGGUAGCUCAGCAGCUGAUGCACCCCAGAGCUUUUAUGAUAGUCAGUAUGGUGGCUCACCAACUGCUGCACCCUUGAGCUUUCAUGUCAGCAUGGUGGCUCACCCAGGUGCUGCAUCCCCAAGCUUCCAUGUUAGUCAACAUGAUGGUUCGUCUUUUGUUGCUCCAUCAUCUUCCAUUCCAUCAUCAUCAUCCACUCCCAGCAUAUCUAGGUUGGAUAUUAGAGGCUCUCGCCCAAUUACAUCUAGUGGUAUUUCUACACCUUCUAGUAGACACAGGCAAAAUCUUGGAGGGGAUGUACAAUUAUGA